GGUUGUCGGCGUGGUGCGCAUGCGCGGGUGGCAGACCGCCACGACAGAUGCCGCUCGCGUCGCGGCCGCCUCGCCCGCCGCCCAGGGCGCCGGCAGCGCCUGCAGAGCCGCGAGGGUCGCCAUGGAGUGCGGAGGCGGCGGCGGCGGCGGCGCCGGAGGCGGCGCACGGCAGCAGUUGGUGGAGGGCGCGGCGCAGCGCCUGGAGCACAUCGUGCGCGCCGCCGAGGCGUCGGUGGGCGCGGGCGACGUGGCGCGGCUGGCCGGCACCGCGCAGCUGGUCGGCGGCCGUGCGGGGGCGGGCGUCGCUGCGCUGCUGCUGCCGCUGGCCACGCUGCUCGUGCUGGUCGUGUCGGCGCUCUACUGCGCCCUCUGCUACAACAGCGACGAGGUCGUGGCGCGUAUCCAGGCCGUGGCCGAGGGCCACUGCGGCGACGUCACGAAGCUGGCGUCCUGAGCGGCCGGCACCUCACCUCGGCCACAGCUCAGCCGCCGCCGCCCUAAGGACUCGUGCCGCGGGCUGCCGACUCGUCAGGGGCGCCGCCUAUCGACCCGCCGCUCAGCGCAACGCAGCACUGCGCGGCAUGGCCGGUAACUCCAUUUGGCGGGGCGAGCCGGGCCGGCCACUGCCGCGGAACGACGGGACGCCGUGUCUCCAGGCGUCCUCGUUCCGGCACUUCACCUCCGGCUCUUCCUCAGCUCUACCCCACCAUAUCAGCACUUCAGCCAAAGUCCUCCUCUCCCACUCAACUUGUAUCGUUAGUGAUUUCGGAUACAGAAUGCUCAAAAACUGUUUUAAAUCUUUGUAAGGGUGUUGUAGUGUAGACUCUGAAAUGCUUUGAGGAUAGAUGGUACUGAGUAAUAAUUAAACAGUAAAAAAUUCGAUACGUUACGCCGAGUUAAUUACCAUUGAAAUUAACCAAUCAUGCCUGUGCGAGCACAAACUGAAGCGACAUCGGUGGGGUCCAACAUGGGCUCCGAUUCGUUCCCUAAAACCGAAGAAUAGAAUUGGCCAUGGGAUGGUAGUAGGGAUCGAAUCCAAGCCAAAGGCUGAGCAGUCUCGUAUGCUAUCCCCUUACGCUACGAGAAGUGACACGAAUAGUAUCUGGCAGAAGCUUCAAUGUAUAUACGCGCAGUUGCCUGAUUCGAUAACUUCAAAACUAAUUAGGUCGAAAACGGUGCAACUUAUCGAAUUUUUGUUAAUUAUUUCUCGGUACAAUUGACCCGGCAACGCCCUUACAAAUUUUUCACACUGUUUCUGACCAUCCUGUAUUACUGCUGAUUUCCCAACUUCCGAAAUCUAUGCUGUUUCACCCCUGCCCAAACACUGGCAAAGAAAAAUACGUCUUUUAAUUGCAUUCUUAGUGAAUAAGCGUAAAUCGGAACUAUGCCGAGGGGAAUAUGUACAAUGGAUGUGAACGUUUGUAAAUACUGUGCUAAAAAUGUAAGCGAGUGUGUUUCAUAUAUAUAUAUACCAAUUUGUGACCAUCCUAUAUUAAUCCUGAUUUCCCAACUUCCGUAACCUACCCUGUUUCACCACUACCCAAACAUUGGGAAAGAAAAAUACGUCUUUUAAUUGCAUUUUUAGUCAAUAAACGUAAAUCGGAACUAUGUCGAGGGGAAUAUGUACAAUGGAUGUGAACUUAUGUAAAUACUGUAACGAAAAUGUAAGCGAGUGUGUUUCAUAUAUACAUACCAAUUUGUGAAAGAAAGUGUAUUUUCUUGUACAUUUGACAUUCAGUUAGAUUGCUCAUAAUAAAAUAUUUAAAAAAA
Molecule: messenger RNA, 1770 nt
Organism: Schistocerca gregaria
Lineage: Eukaryota; Metazoa; Arthropoda; Insecta; Orthoptera; Acrididae
Exons: 2
Coding region: 20-454 (144 amino acids)
Source: RefSeq, a predicted model, not a curated record